CUUCCUGUUUGUGCUGAGCGUGCAGGUUCCUUACCCAGCUAUUGUUACAGUUACUAUCAUGAUAGUCGUUAUUAUGGGAGUGAGCGGGUCUGGGAAGUCUGAAGUGGGAUCUAUACUGGCUCGAAAGAUGGGAUGGAAGUUCUACGAUGCAGAUGAUUAUCAUCCCGUACAGAACAAACUGAAAAUGUCACAAGGAAUACCAUUAAAUGAUCAGGACAGGCACCCGUGGCUUUGUAAAUUGCAUGAAGUAAUAACAAGAGAAAAAUCAUUUGGGCAUCACGUUGUGCUGGCAUGUUCAGCUUUGAAAAGGGCCUACAGGACGACGUUGACAACAGGGAAGAAUCCUCUUAUGGAUGAAAAUCCUCAAGAAGGGAGGCACGACAUUUCCUCUGAUAUGUUGUUCGUUCAUUUGCAAGGCUCAAUAGACAUUAUCUCCGAUAGGCUGCAGAAACGAAAAGGACAUUUCAUGCCUUUAACAUUGCUAGAGUCCCAGUUUCAGACAUUGGAGCCUCCAGCAGAUCCAGAAGUUUUCAUCACCGUGAAUGUUGAGAGAGAGAUUUCAGAAACAGUGCGUGAAAUUGAGAAAGAAUUAAAAAGUAAAAUCAAUUGAAACCAUUCCAUGCUUAACCCUUAAAUCUACCCUUGCAUUGUUAAUGCACUCAAUUGCAGCGUAGUAAUGUGGUUAUGAUCAUAAGUUGAUUCAUCUGGUGUGUGAUGUCAUCACGUCGCUCCCAUAUAAAAAUAGUUUCUCUCUGUUAUUCCUUAAUGGAUCCAUUAUGGGAAGCAAGAAAGGAAAAAUCCGCCCAAAAUUAAUCCAGCACCAUUCCAGAAAAUAUUUGCAUGGCUUUAAGCGUCAUAAACGUAACAUCUGCAAAGCAUUUUCUUUGAGUAAUAAAGCAAGCACAUUUUUGAGUAAGCAUUUCUAGCAAAUAAUCACUUCUCUGGGGAUUACAGCCUGCAAUAAAUGCUACAUCAUCA
Spea bombifrons (plains spadefoot toad) is the source of this 978-nucleotide messenger RNA. RefSeq names its product IDNK gluconokinase (gene IDNK). Lineage: Eukaryota; Metazoa; Chordata; Amphibia; Anura; Pelobatidae. Gene Ontology annotation, molecular function: gluconokinase activity. Gene Ontology annotation, cellular component: cytoplasm. The transcript has 5 exons. The record is from RefSeq and is a predicted model, not a curated record. Bases 59 to 610 code for a protein of 183 amino acids.